CUCGAAAAUUACGUUGAGUAUAUGGUCACUAUCAAUCAACGAGCUGAUGUUUACGUGCAACAUAGCUUGACCAAAAAUGGGUCGUACAAGUUCUCCAUUGAGGCACAUGAUGCUGGAAAAAUAAAUACUGCUAGCAUUCGCGUGGAUGUGCUAUCACUGUCUCCAACUACUCGUCGUACUACAAAAAUCACAACCUCAACGACCCAAGAAACCGUUCCUGUCAAAAUAACCACUACCCGGGAAGCAUUGUCGAUCACAACACCUUUGAUAACUACCACGAAGAAUCCUGCGGAUGGCACCACAGUAGAGAGUAAUAUCUCUGAAGUCACUGCUUCUUCUAGCAAUGAGAAUGAAAAUGUUACGAAAACGAAUGAUGAAGGUGAAGCAACAAAGGUGACAGAAAAGAUCAUUGAGAGCACUACUGGUAGAGAGGAGGAAGGUACCACCACUGAAAGCGAAAAAAUUACUGCUGUAGAAAGCGAGGAGAAUGAAAAAUCAGAAGAGAAGUCUACUAUGGAGGUUUCAAAGCCUACCUCCACAGUUGAGGUAACCUCUCUUGAAACUCCUUUGCCAGAAACUUCCACUUCUGGACUAACAACCGAAGAAGAAGUUGAUGUUCGGACCACUGCAGCUGCAUCGGAAGGAGUUGAAGAAGUAACUUCAAAAACCACUGAUAAAGUUCUUGACGAUAGCACUGAGGACGCCCUCUUUACGAUUGCGUCAGACGUCUUCACGGAUCCUCAGCCUUCAUCUACAACAGGUCUUACAUCUACUGAAGGGAAUGCCGUAUCUGAAAAUGAACAGGAAACUACGAGCCCAAAUGAGGGAACUACGAUUUUGACCACUACAGAACUCAGGGAAGAAACAGCCGAGAGCUCAACUAUCAGUAAUGAAGUCACUACUACGGACGAAAGAAAUGGUGCGAAAAUUUUAGAAUUUUCGACACUUUCCGAAGAAUAA
Cylicostephanus goldi is the source of this 960-nucleotide messenger RNA. Lineage: Eukaryota; Metazoa; Nematoda; Chromadorea; Rhabditida; Strongylidae. The record is from the annotation of a GenBank genome assembly.